Messenger RNA from Magallana angulata, 498 nucleotides. RefSeq names its product fucolectin-6-like. The record is from RefSeq and is a predicted model, not a curated record. Bases 1 to 498 code for a protein of 165 amino acids. Lineage: Eukaryota; Metazoa; Mollusca; Bivalvia; Ostreida; Ostreidae. The transcript is spliced from 2 exons.
AUGCGUUCGGUGUUAGAAUCUGCACUUAUUUGUGUUUUUCAUAUGAAUGUUGUCUCAAGCCACGCUGUGUUAACAAAUGUAGCAUACUCGAAACUAGUAACUUUAAGUUCUGUUUAUUCCGGUAAAUAUGGGUAUUUUCCGGGACCUAAUGCCGUAAAUGGACUUUUGUCUGACUAUGUCCAUACAUUUGGAGAGAAAUUUCCUUGGCUGAGGAUAGAUCUGGGAGCAAGUUUUCAAAUCCAUGAGAUAGAAGUGUUUGCAAGAUCUGACUGUUGUGGUAAUCAAUUACACGAUAUUGACUUUACAGUUGGAAAAAACAUACACGACAUGCACUUCUGCGGACAUUUUACAGGGCACGCCUCAACCGGUCAGAGGAUUGCAGUGUUUUGUCCCCAUAACACAGUGGGACGUCAUGUACAGUUACAGACCGUCAGUGGUAGUUCCAACGUCUUGACUCCAGCAGAGGUUCUUGUCUGGGGUGUUCGUGUUGGACGCUAA